AUGACUGAAAUCCGCCCAUGGUCGGGCUCAACACCAAAACGCCGCGCGCCAAUCGAUCAGGGAAGAGUACCAGCGCCGCUUCAGCAAACCCUGAGCCAGAUAUCAUAUCUGCCAUUGCUCCAUAGAUAUAGCCGACUACGGGCGCAAGGAAACCCAAAUAGCACGCCUCCCGUAAGCGUUGGAGCGGCGGCUUCAAUGUCUCAGCGGACCAUCGUCCAUGCCUCUUCCAGUGACAAAAUUCAAGCAGAAAUUGGUAUACCCCAAUCACGUUCAGGACUACGCAAACAAAAACCCCUCCUCCGCGAUCACGUUGUACUUGAUCCCAGCGCCGGGAUAUUGCGUCGUUAUGCCGGCCGCACGGCAGGCCAGGGAGGAGCAGGAGGACGAGACCCGCAAUGGCGACGGCGAGCGCUAGUUUCGAAGAAGGAGGGCGCGGUUGCGGAGUUGGCGGAGGGCUUGCGGGUUUUUAGGAGGGGCUGGUCUGUCCGAGUAGAAGACGUUUACGGUGCUGGCCGUGUGAAUAGCGAGAAACGGCGGAGGCUCGUACGACGAGGUCACUUGGGGGAGGAAUUCGGCGAAGAGCAUUGUUUCUUGGACAGCGAUUGA
This is a messenger RNA of Paraphaeosphaeria sporulosa, 606 nucleotides long. RefSeq lists its product as uncharacterized. The record is from RefSeq and is a predicted model, not a curated record. The transcript is spliced from 2 exons. NCBI's taxonomy places the organism in Eukaryota, Fungi, Ascomycota, Dothideomycetes, Pleosporales, Didymosphaeriaceae. Bases 1 to 606 code for a protein of 201 amino acids.